UGUAAGCAUCGUGCGACAGAGCUGUCCAGGCUCUAUGCUUUUAACAGCGGCCGGCAGGUAGACAUGGCUGCGCCCACGAAACGGUGCCGCAGCGGUGCCGGAGGGUUUUCUGGGUGUCUGCGGACGGUGAAGCCUUGGUGGCGGCUCGCGUUGCUCCUGCUUUCCAUGUCUUCCCUGCCGGCGGUCAGCGCGCUGGUGGAGGGCCUUUACUGCGGCACCGAGGUCUGCUAUGAUGUGCUCGGAGUCACCAGGGAGGCCGCUAAGGUGGAAAUCGCUCGAGCUUACCGGCAGCUGGCUCGCCGGUACCAUCCGGACCGGUUUAGGCCGGGAGAGCCCGGCUCGGAGGGAGAAACCCAGGAGUCCGCCCACAAAAAGUUCCUGCUUAUCGCAACCGCGUAUGAGACGUUAAAGGAUGAGGACACUCGACGGGACUAUGACUACAUGCUUGACCAUCCUGAGGAGUACUACCAGCACUACUAUACCUACUACCGCCGACAGCUCACCCCCAAAGUGGAUGUCAGAAUCGUCAUCCUGGUCACCAUCUGUGCCAUCUCCAUCUUUCAGUACUACAGCUGGCACAGCAGCUACAACGAGGCCAUAAACUACCUGGUGACAGUCCCCAAGUACCGAAUCCAGGCCAUGGAGAUCGCCAAGCAGCAGGGCCUCCUCAACCGCACCAAGGAGAAGGGCAAGAACCGCCGCUCCAAAGAGGAAAUUCGGGAACAGGAGGAGGAGGUGAUCCGUGACAUCAUAAAAAACAAGAUCGACAUAAAAGGAGGCUACCAGAAGCCCAACCUGUCGGACAUCCUGCUGUGCCAGAUCGUGCUCUUCCCCUACUACCUGACCAACUAUGUGACCUGGUACAUCGCCUGGAUUUACCGCUUCACCAUCUGCAGGGAGGAGUAUGGAGAGGAGGAGAAGUUUUACAUCAUCAGCCUCCUCUCAGUGUCAGGUUAUCUCACAGCAGACUGUGUUUUUACUGUCAGGAGAAACAUGAAGAUGUCUCAGUCUCAGUUUGACAGUCUGGAUGAAAACACCAGACAGUCCUUCCUGGAAAAACAGCUCUGGAUCAAAGAAAACUACGAGGUGUACAGAAAAGAACAGGAGGAAGAGAUGAAGGUGAAGAUGGCAACUGACCCGAGGAUGAAGAGGUACCGCCGAUGGAUGAAGAAUGAGGGGCCGGGUCGGCUGACGUUCGUCGACGACUAACAGCCCAGAGUGUCCGUCUGUAACAUACACACUUGCCUCAGUGCCAACAUACACAGACAACACAUCAUGCUGUGUGAAGAAAUACCUGUACAGAAAGAUGAACUAUACCGGUUUAUAUAGUGAGAGAUAUUUUCAUAGCAGUUAGGCCAAGUGGAAGAAACUGAGCUGGGGCUUCAGAUUUUUUAGUAAUUUUUUUUACAUUAUGCUAUUUUUGUUCAAACCAAAAACAAACAAAUUAUUAAUAAUGUAAUGUUUUUCUAGCCAUUAUUGUUCUCUUCUGCUGGUCAAAAACAGAUGGGUAAAAUGAGUUUUGGUUCCUGAGUUUUUGUGAAAUUAUUCUGUUGGAUAACUGACACCAUCCAGGUGCAAGGUGAUUAACAUCCCGCCUAGUAACCAGCAAUCUAGUAAUCCCGCCCUGCAACAGCCAACAUUACUGUCAGUGUCUUUAGGCAAGGCAUCGGACUGCCACCUCCUCACUGUAUGCUACCCCAGAGAGGCAGCUAAAAGUCUGAAAUGUAAAAUUAGUGAAAAGAGUAUUAGCAUGUAUUGCUUUAUGAUGAAUAAACCAGAGCCAGAAUGUAUUUUGUAAUAAAAGUGACAUUUGGUUGCAUUUCUUCCCCCAAAGUCAGGCAAGAAGGAUAAUAAAUAUAAGAAACAGUUAGCAUAGCCCUAUCUAAAGUAAGAAUGUUAUCUUGUUUUUUGAACAGGUGUAGAAAUAGAAAUGUAUAAAGGAGACAUUUGGUGACUAGCUUGCUAGCUAACAAGAUACAAGAAGGAAGUGGUAAAGAGAUGAAACCGAUAUCCAUGUUUUCAUCUGACUCGUCCGACAAACGGCAGGUUCCUUUUUUGACCAGAAGAACAUGUUGUACAAACAAAGGGAAGUGCAAAUCGAGGGUGUUGAUAAACUUUUUGGUACUUCUGUCUUUUCUGAUCCGGGUUGUUUAUCAGAUUUAGGCUUAUCAGAUAA
This is a messenger RNA of Perca fluviatilis (European perch), 2176 nucleotides long. It is a transcript of the gene dnajc25, whose product is annotated as DnaJ (Hsp40) homolog, subfamily C, member 25. The transcript is spliced from 5 exons. The record is from RefSeq and is a predicted model, not a curated record. Gene Ontology annotation, cellular component: endoplasmic reticulum membrane. Gene Ontology annotation, biological process: protein folding. Bases 64 to 1209 code for a protein of 381 amino acids. Lineage: Eukaryota; Metazoa; Chordata; Actinopteri; Perciformes; Percidae.